Messenger RNA from Odocoileus virginianus texanus, 2596 nucleotides. RefSeq names its product hypocretin receptor 1 (gene HCRTR1). Gene Ontology annotation, molecular function: orexin receptor activity. Gene Ontology annotation, biological process: feeding behavior; G protein-coupled receptor signaling pathway. The record is from RefSeq and is a predicted model, not a curated record. NCBI's taxonomy places the organism in Eukaryota, Metazoa, Chordata, Mammalia, Artiodactyla, Cervidae. Gene Ontology annotation, cellular component: membrane.
GGAGGGGAGGCGAAGUCCCGUUGCACGAUCGGGGGAUCAGCAGCCGAGGACGCCCGGGUCCCAGAGCCAACAGGUUCCUAAAGAACCCUUCGCGCCCUCGCUCCCCGGACCACCGCCCCACAGCCCCCGAAAUGCAAUGAGGUCCUGCUGGAGGAGCAUGUCCGUCGGCGCCCGUUCAGGCCCGUGAACUGACUCAGGAGAGAAGGUGUUUGCAACCAGGAUGGCUUCUGCUUCUUAAGCUGUGGUGUUUGGUGGACUCAGACAGACCUUAGUGGCCUUGUGACCUUGAGCAAGGGGCUCAACCUGUCUGAGCUUCUGUCUCCUCUGCAAAGCGGAGCUCUUAAUAGCGGUAACCCGCAAUGGCCAGGAAGCCAGCCAGUUUCUGGGUAAAACCUUUGGCGUUCAUUAGAGCUGAUUUCUCCUCACUGGCCCUGUGAGGCAGAUUCAGUUAUUACUCUACGAGAUAGAUGGGGAAACCGAGGCUGAGAGAAGGUUUGGGGCUGGGACCCUAAACACCUGAGUGCAAGACUGGGCCCCCCCGCUCCGAGGGAAGUGGGCUGAGGCCUGGCCCAGGUGCACCCCUCCCUGGGGAGAGCCUGGGAUGCCCAUCAGCCAUAGUGGCUCCUGAGCUCAUGGAGCCCUCAGCCACCCCAGGGCCCCAGAUGGGGGUCCCCACUGAGGGCAGGGAACGGUCCUCGGAGCCUCCAGACUACGAAGAUGAGUUUCUCCGCUAUCUGUGGCGUGAUUAUCUGUACCCGAAGCAGUACGAGUGGGUCCUCAUCGCAGCCUAUGUGGCUGUGUUCUUCGUAGCCCUGGUGGGCAACACGCUGGUGUGCCUGGCCGUGUGGCGGAACCACCACAUGAGGACGGUCACCAACUACUUUAUCGUCAACCUGUCCCUGGCCGACGUGCUGGUGACGGCCAUCUGCCUGCCGGCCAGCUUGCUAGUAGACAUCACUGAGUCCUGGCUCUUUGGCCGUGCCCUCUGCAAGGUCAUCCCCUAUCUGCAGGCCGUGUCUGUGUCUGUGGCAGUGCUGACCCUCAGCUUCAUCGCCUUGGACCGCUGGUAUGCCAUCUGCCACCCUCUGCUGUUCAAGAGUACUGCCCGGCGUGCCCGGGGCUCCAUCCUGGGUAUCUGGGCUGUGUCGCUGGCUGUCAUGGUGCCCCAGGCUGCGGUCAUGGAGUGCAGCAGUGUGCUGCCAGAGCUAGCCAACCGCACCCGGCUCUUCUCCGUCUGUGAUGAACGCUGGGCUGACGAUCUCUAUCCCAAGAUCUACCACAGCUGCUUCUUCAUUGUCACCUACCUGGCGCCACUGAGCCUCAUGGCCAUGGCCUAUUUCCAGAUCUUCCGCAAGCUCUGGGGCCGCCAGAUCCCUGGCACCACGUCAGCCCUGGUCAGGAACUGGAAGCGGCCCUCAGUCCAGCUGGAGGACCAGGGGCGAGGCCUGGGUGCAGAGCCCCAGCCUCGGGCCCGCGCCUUCCUGGCCGAGGUGAAGCAGAUGCGAGCUCGGAGGAAGACAGCCAAGAUGCUGAUGGUGGUGCUGCUGGUCUUUGCCCUCUGCUACCUGCCCAUCAGUGUCCUCAACGUCCUCAAGAGGGUGUUCGGGAUGUUCCGCCAAGCCAGCGACCGAGAAGCUGUCUAUGCCUGUUUCACUUUCUCCCAUUGGCUGGUGUAUGCCAACAGCGCUGCCAACCCCAUCAUCUACAACUUCCUCAGUGGCAAAUUCCGGGAGCAGUUUAAGGCCGCCUUCUCCUGCUGCCUGCCCGGCCUGGGUCCCUGCGCCUCUCUGAAGGCCCCCAGCCCUCGCUCCUCUGCCAGCCACAAGUCCUUGUCCUUGCAGAGCCGGUGCUCCGUCUCCAAAGUCUCGGAGCACGUGCUGCUCACCAGCGUCACCACGGUGCUGCCCUGAGUGAGGGUCGUGCUGGUGGCUCUGGGGGGAAGGGGGGGUGCAACCUGUCCUCUGCCUGGGCUGCUCCUCUGGCUCCUGGGGGGCCCACCCCCACACCUUGUGGAAAGACUGCUGGUUGCAGUGUGAGGCCGCCCGGGGCUCCACUCCUGGUUUGCUGCCUGUUUGCCUCCAGGCAAUGUCACUUCCCUUCUCUCAACUGUGUCCCCUAUGAGGGACGGAUAUGAGGAUUAAGCAUGUUCAGGAUAAGUGGAAAGCUCUCUGUAAACUGCAAAGCAUUACAGACAAGAUUAUCGUCUCGCUCCUCUCACUUGGCCAUACCCCAUGGUACCAUCCAUCGCCAUCAUCCUUCCAGAGCUUGGCCUGACUCCCAAAGACCUUCUCCUACCCAAUUACAGGUCUUCCCUGGAGUCUGCUUUAAGGGUCCCAACAGGCAUUUCCAUCUGGUCCAGGAGCUCCCUAAAGCCCAGACUGCACUUGGCAGCCGCUCCUUGAGGCCCAUGUGAACUAAUCUGAGCCCAGCCCCUCUCUGGUGGGAAAACAGCCUCCCACCCCCCACCAGGUGCCAAGUGCACACUCCGCAGACUGGACCCCGCUGAUUGCGUGGUGUCAUAUAACACUCUCCAUGUGGCCGUUUGGCAGGGAGGCUAGCAGUCUGAAGCAACUCUCAUUAAAAGCCUGGCACUGAC